This is a messenger RNA of Drosophila sulfurigaster albostrigata, 1630 nucleotides long. RefSeq lists its product as uncharacterized. Bases 88 to 429 code for a protein of 113 amino acids. The record is from RefSeq and is a predicted model, not a curated record. The transcript has a single exon. NCBI's taxonomy places the organism in Eukaryota, Metazoa, Arthropoda, Insecta, Diptera, Drosophilidae.
CAACUCUUUAGCAUUUUCUACAGAUAAAUUCUAGUAAAUAUUUCGACCAAAACAAAACUGUACAAAUUAAUAAAAGUAAGUCAGAAGAUGAUGCGAUCCGUGAACAGUCUCUUGCUGGCCACAUCCCGAAGGGGCAUGAUACGGGAGAUGAGUGUGCAGAGCCAUCGAGCAAGCAAGAGAUGGACUGCAACCGGAUUGGGAAAGCAACAAUAUCGCUUCAUGCAGGAUGCGAAUCAAAUGAGGAAAACAUCGACUCUGCAGUCGAUGAAAGAGUUCUUUAUGCAUCCGCUGACCUGGGAUCGCAACAAUGGCUUUUUAAACGUGGUUCUGGCCUUGGCCAUUUUCAGCUUCUGCUUCAUUAACUCGUGUUCGAAAUGUCCCGAGGAAGGAGCACAGAUGACCUCAAAGACGGCAGCGGACAAGGAUUAGAAACUUACCUUGAUUGCAGACACAGACGAGUCCCGAGUUGGUGGACAUGCACUUGGCAUUCAUGUCACACAGCGUGGGAUUGUUGAGGCAGUUCUGCUCCUCGAUGCAGACAUAACCAUCGCCAUGGUAACCCGCAUUGCACUGGCAGGUGUAGUUAGCCGGAUCCCUGAAGAAGAAAGAGAAAAGAGUGUUAACUUCAAGAGGAAUUCUCGAGAGGUGAAAGUGGUUCCUCCACUCACUCAGUUGGCUCGCAGGUGGCAUGAAUGCCGCAGUUGUUGCGCACGUUGCAAGGCGUGGGAGUGCUGAUGCAGCCAGCCAAGGCAUCGCCCUGAUAUCCCUCGAUGCAGUCACAGUAUUGCACAUCCUGCUGAUGAUCCCACUUGCAAAUGGCAUUCGACCCACAGAACACAGAGCCACAGCGACCAGCUGGCACACAACGAUCGCUAGGAUCGCGUUCAUAACCAUCCUGGCACUGACAAACUCCGCCAUCGCAGUACGCAUUAUCGCCACAAUGUUCGGCUGCCUGGCACUCGGGGGCCAGCUGACAACGAUAUCCAUCGCCAGUGUAACCACGCUGGCAGACGCAUUCCGAUUUGCCUAGUUGCUCAUUGAAGUUGCACACAGCAUGGGAAUCACAGAUAUCAGGUCGCUGUCAAAAGGAUUGCGAAUUAAAUGAAUAUACCACGAGUGUAUAAGUAUAUAAGACCACUCACAAUGGCGCAGGAAUCCUCAAUUGGUUCGCAGUUGUAGCCAUCGCCGCUGAAGCCUUCGUUGCAGGUGCAAAUGUGUCGCAUCUCGUGUUCGUACCACGAGCACUUGGCAUUUUCAUUGCAACUGGAAUCCACAUCGCAGGGCACCAACUCCUCGUUCUUGUCCACAUCGUAGACACCGCCGUAGCGACAACUCUUGCUGUCCUCGCUCAGCUCGUAGCCCUCGGGACAUGAGCAUGUGCCCAAGAAGUCGCAAUGCGAUUCAAUCUCGUGAUCAUCCAACAGAAUAGGCACACAGCGUUCGUGCUCCCAGACUUCAUCGUGGCCGCAGAUGUGCUGACAGCUGUAUCCAUCGCCGGAGAAACCUUCGCGGCAGCGACAGCGUCCCAAAUAGCAAUCCGCAUCCGGCGAGCAGCGCUGCAAAUUCAGAUUUAUAUCAUUAUUGUACGGCAAAUCAACAGAAGUAAAUAAAUUAUUAUUAUUCUUUUUAA